AUGAAGUUUCUCCUUCCUCUCCUGGCCAGCUCUGGUCUUGCCAGCGCUGCAAUUUUCGGCUCGCCUACUACCCAUACCAAGCGUGAUAGCUGGGGAGGUAGUGUGUCUUUGGGUCCGUCCAAGUCGACCAUUAUCAAUGCCGUUACCACCAUUAUCCCCGGUACUGCUCCUUCCACCCAGAAUGGCGAGCUCUUCCUUUGGCCUGGCAUGUCCAAUGGUACUGGAGACUUGGUCCAGACUACCUUGGAGAGCUGGCCCGACAACUCCUGGUGUGGAGCUACCACUGGUCAGUGGUGUGUCCGCGCCAGUGUGUUCGGAUCUUUUGGUCAGCUGGAUGGCACUGCCAGCCCCGUCAGUGGGUCUGAGAAGGUCCGGAUUGAGUACAAUCUGGAGAGUGAUGGAGAGACAUGGACGCAGACUGUCACCAAUGCCGACACUGGGGCUCUCCUUUCUAGCUAUUCUCUUGCCUCUGGCCCUUACAUGACCGGCUACGGUACCGGAACCGAAUGCGAUAGUGACUGCACUGGCACUAUCGCCGCUCAGCAGUACCUUGACACGACCAUUACCCUGGCCUCCGCUGAUACCACAUUCGGCAAUACCAUUGCCACUGCCGCUGGGGCUACUUACACUGGAUUGAGCUCGAGCCAGAACGGCAAGGUCUGGGUUAUUGACACCAUCAACAUCCCCUCCAUGUCCUAA
Messenger RNA from Penicillium cataractarum, 699 nucleotides. RefSeq lists its product as uncharacterized. The record is from RefSeq and is a predicted model, not a curated record. The coding region runs from base 1 to 699 and encodes 232 amino acids. Lineage: Eukaryota; Fungi; Ascomycota; Eurotiomycetes; Eurotiales; Aspergillaceae. The transcript is spliced from 3 exons.